This is a messenger RNA of Acaulospora morrowiae, 489 nucleotides long. The record is from the annotation of a GenBank genome assembly. NCBI's taxonomy places the organism in Eukaryota, Fungi, Glomeromycota, Glomeromycetes, Diversisporales, Acaulosporaceae.
AUGGAAGAGUCAAAAAGUGAAAAUUUUUCUCAUGAAAUUCGUCCUUUGGUGUUAGCCCUGGGAAUGUGCUAUCUUUUUAGGCUCCACGAUCAAUCGUUACGUAAAAACUACCGGGAUGAAAUGAUUGAAAUCAUAAAAAAAUAUCAAACCAACUUUUGCACACCUCGAGACUGCUCAUUUGAUGCAUUUGAAAUUAUAAUUCGAAACGAACAGGACGAUUACGUAAACCGGAUGAAAUGUUAUCCCGAUGGAACCGCUUGGAAUGAAGCGCUCUUAGAGAAUAUCCUUGUGAUGAUUGUGUGUAUUCAAACCCGGAUUCCUGUUUUCAUAAUUGGCGCACCUGGAAGUUCAAAAUCUUUGGCCAUACGCAUUAUUAGCAUGAAUUUGCGCGGAAUAAAUUCCGAGGAUCCAUAUUUUCGAACCUUACCUCAAGUCUACAUGAUAUCGCACCAGGGCUCAUUUUCGUCAACUUCCGAAGGAAUCGAGAAA